UUUUGAUGUGUUGCGCUGUCUGACUGUAAAGUUGUUGCUUUCUGACAUGUGACUAAAUUAAGGGUAAAUAAGUUAACGUAUCAUAUAACAUGCACAUUACGUUCACGGCAAAAGGUCAUCAUGGCGACGGAGUUUAAAAAGGGUGGUUAUGGCGAUAGCGAUAGUCAGUUAAAGUUAUGUUUAUGUGGGUUUAUUUUAAUGAGUUUUUAAGCACUUUUGUUUGCAAUACUUUAUGCAGGAGACUAGUGCAAUUUGCAUAACUGUUAAUGUUACUGCAGCAACUUAAUGUUAUUCAACUCUGGUCCUGUAUGCAUGUAGUCAACUUCGUCAGCAAGUUUGAUUAUCAUCACGCACGAACAGUCCACAGGAUGUAUCUGGUGGGGCUGACGGGGGGCAUCGCCUCAGGGAAGAGCACCGUGUCCUCCAUCCUCAGAGAGCUCGGCUGCCCCAUCAUCGACGCUGACGUCGUGGCCAGGCAAGUGGUGGAGCCCCACAGCAGAGCAUAUGUGCAGAUAGUGCGGCACUUCGGGCCCGACAUCCUGGAGGAGAGCGGCGCCAUCGACAGGAAGAAGCUGGGCCAGCUCAUCUUCGCCCACGACGACAAGCGCCGCCUGCUCAACUCCAUCACCCACCCCGAGAUCCACAGAGCCAUGCUCAAGCAGAUCCUGCUCUACUUCCUCAAAGGUUAUCGCUAUGUAGUCCUAGACGUUCCGUUGCUGUUUGAGACGAGAAGACUCACCCGUUUCCUCAACCACACCGUCGUAGUAUACUGUGACCCGGCGACGCAGCUCUCGCGGCUGAUGCAGCGCGACGGCCUGACCCAGGAGGAGGCGGAGCAGCGCGUGGCCACGCAGAUGCCGCUGAAGGAGAAGCGCGGCCUGGCCAGCCACGUCGUCGACAACUCGGGCGGCCGCGAGGACACCCACCGGCAGGUGCUGCGCCUGCACACCGCGCUCGAGGACUCCAUGGAGUUCCUGCUGGUCCGCGCCGUCGCCAUGGCAGCCGCCGCCGGCCUGGGCGGCAUCCUCCUCUACACAAUCAAGCUGCUGGUGUCCUAGCAACGGCCGGCGAGAGAGGAGGGACGGACGACCUGGAGGGUUCUAUAUCAGGGACUUGUGGGGGGGGGGAUUCCGGUUUGGGAAUUACAUGGUUCCCAUGGCAAUGGUUGAAGUGUGACUGCACUGAUAAGCUGGGAGUUUUUUAUUUUUUAUUUGCUUACUCAAAAAGAAAAAUAGAUUUUAAGGACUGCUAACACUUUUUGAAAGAUAUCACAUACAGUAAUUGGAUGUAUCGGACAGUCUGCUGUAGUCUGUGCUGUACCCGUGUGUGUGUGUGUGUGUGUGUGUGUGUGUGUGUGUGUGUGUGUGUGUGUGUGUGUGUGUGUGUGUGUGUGUGUGUGUGUGUGUGUGUGUGUGUGUGUGUGUGUGUGUGUGUGUGUGUGUGUGUGUGUGUGUGUGUGUGUGAUGUCUGAUUUUUUAAUGCACCAUUAAAGCAGUGACCUGUGUGUGUUAAUUCCAAUAUGUCUGAUUGGUGUUGCACAGUAGAACACUACGUGAGAGGUAGCAGUGGUGUGAAUAUGUUCUUAGGUUUCUUUCUUUUUUUAAUGUGAACAAGCAUAACAGACACAAUGCAUUCUGUACAGUUGCUGCUACCUUACAGUUUUUACAGAAAGAAGAAUGUAUGUGAUAUCACGUGUCUUUUCCUGUAUGGAAUAAAUAGGAUUUACUCACUACAACCGUAA
This is a messenger RNA of Sardina pilchardus (European sardine), 1741 nucleotides long. It is a transcript of the gene dcakd, whose product is annotated as dephospho-CoA kinase domain containing. The coding region runs from base 267 to 1058 and encodes 263 amino acids. Lineage: Eukaryota; Metazoa; Chordata; Actinopteri; Clupeiformes; Clupeidae. Gene Ontology annotation, molecular function: dephospho-CoA kinase activity; ATP binding. The transcript has 5 exons. Gene Ontology annotation, biological process: coenzyme A biosynthetic process. The record is from RefSeq and is a predicted model, not a curated record.